AUGCCCACUGUUAAAGAAAAAUUACGUGCCUUGAAAGGGCUCUUUGAAGAUAAUGAUAUUACGUAUGAUGUGUAUAAGGAUAUGUGUAAGGAAAUAUGUGUAGAAUAUGUCGAUUCAAUGCCCACUGUUAAAGAAAAAUUACGUGCCUUGAAAGGGCUCUUUGAAGAUAAUGAUAUUACGUAUGAUGUGUAUAAGGAUAUGUGUAAGGAAAUAUGUGUAGAAUAUGUCGAUUCGUCAGAAUUUAUCCCUAUAAAACCACAACGGAGAAACUUUUGGCAAAGAUUAUGGAAUCUGGUGUCUGACGCGGGAAAGUUCACCUUACAAAGUUUGCUUUCACCGAUAAUUUCUGCUAUCAGUGGAAAAUUGAUUACUGGUUGA
This is a messenger RNA of Diversispora eburnea, 378 nucleotides long. Lineage: Eukaryota; Fungi; Glomeromycota; Glomeromycetes; Diversisporales; Diversisporaceae. The record is from the annotation of a GenBank genome assembly.